AUGUCACCUGCCCAAAAUUUAUGGCUAAUCAUCCACACACUGCUCUUGCUCUCCCUUACUUCCUCCCUCCAUGCUAUUCCGAGUAUCAUCCCCAUGAAUGGGUCGUGUUUUGAUUCGUGUGGCAGCGUUCGCCUUAAGUUCCCCUUUGGUUCAGGAUUUGGCUGUGGCCAUCCUGAUUUUUCUAGAUACAUGAAGUGUAGCUCCGGGACACUCCAGUUCUCUACUGGAAGUGGGAUUUACAGCAUUUCCUCAAUAGACUACACUACCAACACUCUAAUUCUCACAGACCCUUUCAUGUCAACUUGUUCUUCAAUGCAGAAUUCAGGAAGCUUUAGCUUAGAUCGCGGCAGCCCAUUCAGCAUCGAGGCGAAUAAUCUCUUUGUUCUGCUAGGGUGCUCCACGACAUCCCCAGUGUUUGAUCCCAAUGAAGAUUUAUGCGAUACAGGGUCAGGUUCUCGAGUCUGCAGAGGUCUGUAUUCCUGCAAAGGGGUGACAGGAAUUGGAUUGGGACCAAAUGCACCAACUUCUACUUGCUGUGUUUAUGAUCCUCCUAUUGCACUUGGUUCGGAUUAUGGACUUGAUCUUCCUAAGCUACAAUGCUCAUCUUAUACGUCGAUUUAUGGGUUUGGAGGGGAUGAGGGGGAUCCCAUGAAAUGGCAAUUUGGGAUAUCUUUAAAGUAUAAUGACACAUAUAUCAGCGAAGGUUGUAGAAAUUGUGAAGAUAGUGGGGGCUUGUGUGGAUUUUCUGGUUUGGAUGAGUCCUUUGCUUGCAUUUGCCAUAAUGGUUUGAACACCACCACCAAUUGUUUUGGGCGAGGAUAUGCUUGGAGCGGGAGCUGGGGACCCAGAAUUGAAACCAUUAUUAGUCUUGGAGGUUUUUUACUCUUCUGGAUGAUGCUCUUCCUUUGAAGCUGAUUAUAGCUUGUUGUUCGGUUAAACAAGAUCCGAAUUGAACAGUUCAUGAUAUUGAGGGAAGGCUUUUUCCCAUCUAAACGAAAAUCGUGGUGGUGUUCUCUUUGAUGUCUACUUGAUUUUUCAACUCAUUGUUUGUCAUACCAUUUUAUGGGAGCAUAUAAUCGAGAUUAAACCAGCGUCUUUAAUAAGAAAUGACGUUGAG
Molecule: messenger RNA, 1117 nt
Organism: Ilex paraguariensis (yerba mate)
Lineage: Eukaryota; Viridiplantae; Streptophyta; Magnoliopsida; Aquifoliales; Aquifoliaceae
Source: the annotation of a GenBank genome assembly